CGCGGCGGGGCCCGGCUCAGCUGUGCGGAAGGCUCGCAGCGCCGCGCGGCCGCGGGAGGCGGUGGGGCCGGGGCCGCCGCUGAGGCCGCCGGAGCCGGCCGGAGCCGGCGCUGAGGAGGGGCCAUGAGCUGGUUCAAUGCCUCGCAGUUGUCCAGCUUCGCCAAGCAGGCCCUGUCCCAGGCCCAGAAGUCCAUCGACAGGGUCCUGGACAUCCAGGAGGAGGAGCCGAGCGCCUGGGCCGAGGCCAUCCCGUACGGCGAGCCGGGUAAGCGGGUCCCGGGGUGUCGCGCCUGCCUGCCUGCCUGCUGUCGGACCCCAGUCCCGCACGCCUCGGCCCCGGUGCGGGUCCUGCUGACCUCAGGUGUCAGCUCGAGCUCUGGUCCUGGCCCCAGGCCCCUGACUACAGAGUCAGGAGCACAGCCCCAGAUCCCCAAUUGCUAGGCGUCUUCCGCCUUGGCGCCCUAGGUCCGAGCCUUGUAAAUCCCCAGUCCCGGAGCCCCGCGGGAAGCGUUUAAGGAACACAAAAGACUUUGUUUACAAAAAGUUCACCGUCUCAAAACAACCCGAGUCAGGGAUGGUAGACCCCGUGUUCUACAGAGGAGCUAACCGAAACUCAGAAUGCAUAACUUUCUCCAGGAAUAAGUCCCCCUGUGAGUGGAGGAUGGGACACUUCAACCUGGGGAUUGAACUCAACAAGCAGCGAACCUCAGAGUCCCCCAACAGCCUCUCAAGCAAUUACAAAGCCAGUUCGAAGGACUGUAGUAGAUGAAUCUGAAAAUUUCUUCAGUGCCUUUCUCUCUCCGUCGGAUGCCCAUACCAUUCAGAAGAGCCCAGUGGUAUCAAAACCUCCAUCUAAAUCCCAGCGGCCAGAGGAAGAAGUGAAAAGCAGCUUACAAGAAUCGUCAUCUCCUGGCCAGUCCAGAGUUUCUGAGACAGCUGAAGUGAGAGACUCCGUGUGUGUUUCUGGAGAGACUUCAGCCGUGGGCACUCCCUCACCUGUACCUGAAGACAAGCAUGAAGAAACGGCAGGUGAAGAGUCUGAGGUGAAGGUGCCCACUGUGAGAUUGAAGGCGUCUGAAAACGUAGUUAAUGUAAACACAACAGAAGAUGUAUCUACCACAUCCACUCAGUCUCUCACGGCAGAAACGAAGGAUAUGGCUUUGGAACCUAAAGAACAAAAACACGAAGACAGACAGAGCAACACACCUUCUCCUCCUGUUAGCUCCUUCUCGUCGGGCACCUCCACCACUAGUGACAUUGAAGUUUUAGAUCACGAGAGUGUAAUCAGUGAGAGCUCGGCCAGUUCGAGGCAAGAGACUUCGGAUGCAAAGUCGAGUCUUCACCUCAUGCAGACGUCAUUUCAGCUCCUCUCUGCGUCUGCUUGUCCCGAGUAUAGCCGCUUAGAUGACUUCCAGAAGCUCAAUGAGAGUUGCUGCUCAUCGGAUGCUUUUGAAAGAAUAGACUCAUUUAGCGUGCAGUCUCUAGAUAGCCGGAGCGUAAGUGAAAUCAACUCAGACGACGAACUGCCAGGCAAAGGCUAUGCUUUAGUACCCAUAAUAGUGAGUCCUUCAACCCCAAAGACUAAAGUAGUAGAAUCUACUGAAGAGAAUGCUGAAGAAGAGGAAGGAAACGAGACAUUAGUUGCGCCGUCUGAGGAAGCAGAAUUAGAGGAAAGUGGCCGAAGUGCUACUCCAGUGAACUGUGACCAGCCAGAUAUAUUGGCUUCUCCCACAGCAGGAAGUGGCGGGCACUCUGCCUCUGGACCGGCCACUGAGCAGUGUGAAGCUGUUGAAAACCAGCCAAAAGCACCGCCAGAGAAAGAAGAUGUUUGCAAGACAGUUGAAUUUCUGAAUGAGAAGCUAGAAAAGAGGGAGACUCAGUUAUUGUCCCUUAGUAAAGAAAAGGCACUUCUGGAGGAAGCGUAUGAUAACCUGAAGGAUGAAAUGUUCAGAGUAAAAGAAGAAAGUAGUAGCAUUUCUUCCCUGAAAGAUGAAUUUACCCAGAGAAUUGCAGAAGCAGAAAAGAAAGUUCAACUAGCCUGCAAGGAGAGAGAUGCUGCUAAGAAGGAAAUGAAAACCAUAAAGGAAGAACUUGCCACUAGAUUAAAUAGUAGUCAAACUGCAGACCUGUUGAAGGAAAAAGAUGAACAGAUUCAAGGUUUAAUGGAAGAAGGAGAAAAACUUUCAAAGCAGCAGCUGCAUAAUUCCAAUAUCAUUAAGAAAUUAAGAGCUAAAGAUAAAGACAAUGAAAAUGUAAUUGCAAAGCUGAACAGAAAAGCUAAGGAGCUGGAAGAGGAGUUACAGCACUUAAGACAGGUCCUUGAUGGCAAAGAGGAGGUUGAGAAACAACAUAGAGAAAAUAUUAAAAAACUAAAUUCUGUGGUAGAACGCCAGGAGAAAGAUCUUGGCCGACUUCAGGUAGACAUGGAUGAACUUGAAGAGAAGAGCCGAAGUACUCAGGCUGCCCUAGAUAGUGCGUACAGAGAACUUACCGAUCUUCACAAAGCCAAUGCUGCUAAGGACAGUGAGGUACAGGAAGCUGCUCUGAGGCGUGAGAUGAAGGCUAAAGAAGAACUUUCUGGGGCACUGGAGAAGGCCCAGGAAGAAGCCCGUCAGCAGCAAGAGGCAUUAGUGCUUCAGGUGGGGGACCUCAGGCUAGCGCUGCAGCGGGCGGAGCAAGCAGCUGCCAGAAAAGAGGAUUACUUACGCCAUGAGAUCAGUGAACUUCAGCAGAGACUCCAAGAAGCAGAGAAUCGAAACCAAGAGCUGAGUCAAAGUGUUUCAUCAACAGCCAGACCGUUGCUGCGACAGAUAGAAAACUUACAAGCAACUCUGGGGUCCCAGACGUCCUCGUGGGAGACACUGGAGAAGAGUCUUUCUGAUAGGCUUGGUGAAUCACAGACCUUGUUGGCUGCAGCAGUUGAAAGAGAACGUGCAGCUACAGAAGAACUCCUGGCCAACAAAAUCCAGAUGUCUUCAGUGGAGUCACAGAAUACGUUAUUACGACAGGAAAACAGUAGACUUCAGGCCCAGCUAGAGUCAGAGAAAAAUAAACUAAGAAAACUAGAGGAUGAAAAUAGUCGGUACCAAGUUGAAUUAGAAAACCUAAAAGAUGAAUAUGUAAGAACGCUUGAAGAGUCAAGGAAAGAGAAGACACUUUUGAGCAGUCAGUUAGAAAUGGAAAGAAUGAAAGUUGAACAAGAAAGGAAGAAAACCAUUUUCACUCAAGAAGCACUAAAAGAAAAGGACCACAAGCUGUUUUCUGUUUGUAGCACUCCCACCAUGUCACGUUCCAGCUCUAUAAGUGGAGUCGAUGCUGCAGGGCUGCAAGCGUCCUUCCUGUCUCAGGAUGAGUCUCAUGACCAUUCAUUUGGGCCGAUGUCUACAUCAGCCAGUGGAAGCAACCUUUAUGAAGCUGUAAGGAUGGGAGCUGGAUCGAGCAUUAUUGAAAAUCUGCAGUCUCAGCUAAAGCUGAGGGAAGGAGAAAUUAGUCAUUUACAGCUGGAAAUUAGUAACCUAGAAAAAACUCGAUCCAUAAUGUCCGAAGAGCUAGUUAAAUUAACAAAUCAGAAUGAUGAACUUGAGGAGAAAGUGAAAGAGAUACCCAAGCUUCGAGUUCAGCUGCGAGAUUUGGAUCAAAGAUACAACACUAUUCUGCAGAUGUAUGGAGAAAAAGCAGAAGAAGCAGAGGAACUUCGCUUGGAUCUUGAAGAUGUAAAAAAUAUGUAUAAAACUCAAAUAGAUGAACUUCUAAGACAAAGGCUCAGUUAACUUCUGAAGUUUGUAUUCCCAUCAAACUAAAUGUAAACACUUAAUAUAUAAAUGCAGACUUCCAAUAAAUUCUUUUAUAGAAUUAGAACUGGGAUUUGCUGUAGAUUGUAAAAAAAAUUUUUUUAAAUUUCUUUUCUAGUAUAUAGUAAUAUUUGCAGUUAAAUUAUUUUAUGUAAUAUUUGAAUUUUAUUUUUGGAACUAUUCUUUAAAAUUUUAUUUUUUAAAGCUUUUUUUUUUUCUUUUUUCUUUUUUUUUUCUUUUUUCUUUUUCUUUUCUUUUUUUUUUUUUUUUUUUUUUUUUUUUUUUUUUUUUUUGGUGCCUUGAACAGCACAGAGAUUUCUUACUUUAUCCACAGGAAAGGAGACUGGUGUUUUCGUAUUAUUGUGGAUAUAUAAUUAAUUGUAUCUAAUUUGUAUGUGUUUGUACAUAUUGAGAGAUUUACAGAGUAAUGUUAACACUGAAAUUUUGAAAUCUUUCACACUGAAAUCUUCAACAUAUUUCUUAAAAAUGUUUUAAACAUUUGAGUAAAAAGGUUAUUAAGCCUGUAACUACUAAAUUAUAAACUAAGGAUUCCCUUUAAAAGCAGAAGUCACACUGACAUGUUUAAAAUGUAAAGAGUAAUUUAAACUUAAAAAAUGUUCUGUUUUGAAAAUUUAUUCCAUGUAUCUUCCACAAUGAAGUGUGAACAAAUCUAGAUGCUUUUUGUUACUUAUUCAAAGAAAGCUAUAAAUAUUUAAUAUUAACUAGGCAUAAUUGGGUAGUGGGAAAUGUUGCUUGUAGUAAAUUGUGAUAGAUACUAUCAGUAGCAGGUAAUUUUGAAGUAUUUUACUACACUGUUAUAUGAAUCUAACAAAAUAAAAUCAUUAAAAAAUUUACUCUUAAAAUUAGUCAAUUUACUCUUUAAAAUUACUUGUUUAGUUUCAUAUAAUUAUAUUUCUGAACAUUAGAAAUGAAUGUUUUAAAAUAAUCUCCAUAGCAAAACAGAAAAGUAAUAGAAGUACAUUUAAAUUGGGGAUUUUAUAAUUUUAUGUAGUUGAACCGUUUUUCCUUGAACCUUCAAUAAACAAAAAAAUUGCAAUGAGUAGUAGUGUAGAAUAACUUUAGAAUAUAGUUUUCCCCUCUUCCAAAUGUCACUUUGUUUAAAAAUUAGUCAGGUUGUGUUUUAGACCUGUAAAAUAUUUUGAUAGAUUCUAUUACUUAAAAUUGUUUAAUUGCUUUUAUCACAGUCCUUCUUUAUUCUUUUGCUUCUUUUGUUCUUUUGCUUUUUGUGGUUCUGGCUAAGGUAAAAAAUAAUCCAAAAAUAUAUGGAAAUUACAGAAAGAGUAAUAAAUGUUAGAGUGUAUGCUGCUGAGGGGAGCCUGCUGGAAUCUCACUGUUUGACUCCAUGUGUCCAGGACGUUUGCACGCCCUGUGAGCCCCUGAGCCGCCUCACCUCAGCUGUUGUGUCUACUGUAAUAGUGUGGAUGAGCUUGUGAUCCGGUAAUCCCUUUGUUCUUUAAUGGCCCCAAGUGACAAAGCCAAAUGUUAGCCAGGAGUGCUUCCUUAAUGGCAAGAUGAACAUCCACAUUGGCUGUCUUGCUGGAAAUUGAUAGCUUCUACUGUUUCAGGCAUCCACUCUGGGUCUCAAAACUGUCUUCCCCACGAGAAGGUAGGAGUUCAAGUAAAAACCGUAAAUUUUAGUUACAUUUUAAACUCUACUUCAGAUCACAGCUGUGAGUAGCCAUCUUGCAGAAUGGAGAAAUUUUAGGGGUAAUUCAAGUGACCUUGUUUUUAUCUUGUGUUCUUGUGUUUCUGUUGUGGGAACUCAGAUUUGUAGCACGAAUAAAUGUUCUUUUGGUGAAAGUAACAGUCAUAAAAUUAAGUUUUUGUAUUUUAGUGGUAAAAAGCAGCCUCAUAACUUUUUGCUAGCUUUAAAAUGUUUUAAUAUUCAGGGGCAAGAUGAUAAGUCUGACAGCAAUAAAUACAUAGUGUUAAAAGAGACAGGAAACCUGAAUUUCAAAAUUGUUGGCAAGCAUUUAGAACUGGUAGUUUGGGAAAUGUAAAAUACUUUUUAAACAAAUAAUUUGGGAAUGUGGCAGAGAAAAGAUUUUGAAAUUAAAAUUUCCUGUAUUCUAGAUUUUAUAAUAUCAACAUUAAAUAUUUUUCUUGGUUCUUAAUAACAUUAAUAAAAGCAGCCCACUUAAAAAUCUUAAAAUGUUUUCAACUUACUUAUGUAUAAAAUGACAUGCAACCAUUUAUAUCUGCUUCAUCUGUAAGUGAAUAGCUGAUGUUCACACUGCUUAUGUUGGCUAGAAUAUACUUAGACCUUUCAGUACAUUUCAAGUUGAUAAGGGGCACUGAAUAAAUUUCUUGUAAAUAAUCCAGUAAGUGGCAGAAGACUUAUUAAGCAUUGGUUGCUCUUUAAUUUUCUUUGUUAUGUAUCAUUGAAAAUUAUCUACCCAUAUGCUAGUAGAAUAUUCUAAUGCAUAAAAUAGUUUGCAGUUAGAUGCUUCCAUUCUUGGGGGAGAAAACAAAAUUCAAAAAACAAAACAAAAAAAAAAACCAAAAAAUAAAAAACCCCUCAGAUACUUGGAAUUAAGAGGCCCAGGUGUUGGAGGUGAGCACGUGGAGACUGCUGCUGCUGCUGGGCCUCUCUUGAGAACACUCUAUAGCAUUCAGCAUGUGGGAUGUACCAAAUACACGACAUUGCACUUCAAAAUAUGCUAAGUGUGGAUGAUUACUGACUUAGAAAAAUUUUUGGUUUUUGUAGUUAAGUAAAUGUAAGGAAUAUUUAGGAAGUAUGUUUCCCAUCAGUUAUUUCAUUAAUUGAAAGUUUAAUUUGAAUGCUUAUUUAAAAGCACAUGAUUUUGGCCUAGAGAGCACUUGCUGAUCUUCCAGAGGGCCUGAGUUCAAUUCCCAGCAUCCAUGUGGUGGCUCACAACCAUCUGUAUCUCCAGUCCCAGGGGAUCCAGCACCCUCUUCUGGUGUCCUCAGACACCAGGCACACAGUGGUGCACAGGCCUAGAAGCAGACAAAACACCCAUACACAUAAAGUAAAUAAAUGUUCUAGAUGCACACAAUUUGUAGUUAUUGAAAACAAAGCCCCCAAAUUAAGGAGAAAUGGGUGCAAAAUGUCUUAUUUUACUACUGUUUAGUAUUAUAGACAUGUAUGUUCCAGGGAUCAUUUCUCAUUCUCAUUACAAAAAAGCUGGUCCAAGUUUUCUUAUCCUUGGCCAGUUUUAAACUAAAAAAAACAAAACAAAACAAAACAAAACAAAAACCAAAAAACCCCACAAAAAACAGCUACAUAUUUUGUAAAGGGCUAAGAGUAUGAUUUAAACUAAAAGAUUGAUAUUUUAAUUCCAAAUGAAAGGUACUGUAAAUAAGCAUGGGUCUGAUUUAAAUAAAGAUUUCAAAGUCUG
Messenger RNA from Mus musculus (house mouse), 7171 nucleotides. It is a transcript of the gene Tmf1, whose product is annotated as TATA element modulatory factor 1. Gene Ontology annotation, biological process: androgen receptor signaling pathway; retrograde vesicle-mediated transport, Golgi to endoplasmic reticulum; positive regulation of transcription by RNA polymerase II. The record is from RefSeq and is a predicted model, not a curated record. The transcript has 17 exons. Bases 1155 to 3770 code for a protein of 871 amino acids. Gene Ontology annotation, cellular component: Golgi apparatus; cytoplasm; Golgi membrane. Lineage: Eukaryota; Metazoa; Chordata; Mammalia; Rodentia; Muridae. Gene Ontology annotation, molecular function: transcription coactivator activity; nuclear androgen receptor binding.